Messenger RNA from Abrus precatorius (Indian licorice), 1838 nucleotides. Its product is annotated as protein NRT1/ PTR FAMILY 5.10-like. Gene Ontology annotation, biological process: dipeptide transport; transmembrane transport. The record is from RefSeq and is a predicted model, not a curated record. The transcript has 4 exons. Gene Ontology annotation, molecular function: tripeptide transmembrane transporter activity; dipeptide transmembrane transporter activity. NCBI's taxonomy places the organism in Eukaryota, Viridiplantae, Streptophyta, Magnoliopsida, Fabales, Fabaceae. Gene Ontology annotation, cellular component: membrane. The coding region runs from base 37 to 1728 and encodes 563 amino acids.
UGGGAAUGGAUAUUGGCGAAGCUUCACUUGGUUUAGAUGGCCAUUGACGAGCUUCCCAGUGAUUCAGAAACUCAAACUCCGCUGCUAUUGGAGACAGUGGACGGCGCCGUUAACUUUCACGGCGGCCCUGUCCUACGAUCUACCUCUGGUGCUUGGAAAGCUGCUGCUUUCAUUAUCACUGUGGAAGUGGCUGAGAGAUUUGCUUACUAUGGAAUUAACUCCAACCUAAUAAACUAUUUGACGGGGCCUCUUGCUCAAUCAACGGUAACGGCAGCGGAGAACGUUAACCUCUGGUCUGGAACAGCGUCAUUGCUCCCUCUACUGGGUGCUUUUCUUGCUGAUUCUUUUCUUGGCCGUUACCGCACUAUCGUUUCUGCCUCCCUUAUUUAUAUUCUGGCGUUGAGCCUGUUGACUUUGUCGGCUAUUCUUCCCUCAGAGGGCCAAGCUGGUAGUUCUGAGCCCCAACUCAUAUUGUUCUUCUUUUCUCUUUAUCUUGUUGCUUUUGCACAAGGUGGACAUAAGCCUUGUGUUCAGGCUUUUGGAGCUGAUCAGUUUGAUGUGAAUCACCCAGAAGAACGCAGGGCGAGAAGCUCUUUUUUUAAUUGGUGGUAUUUUACCUUCACUGCUGGUCUCUUGAUCAGUGUUUCCAUCUUAAACUAUGUUCAGGAUAAUGUUGGUUGGGCUCUCGGAUUUGGAGUCCCUUGCAUUGCCAUGGUAAUUGCAUUGGCUGUUUUCUUACUCGGAACUUGGACUUACCGCUUUAGCAUCCCAGUUAAGGAACGAGGACCCUUUUCUAGGAUUGGUAGGGUCUUUUUGGUUGCACUCAACAAUUGGCGAAUCACUCCUUCGCCAAUCGCCUCUCAAGAGGAAGCUCCUCCCACUCUGCCUCGCCAAGAAGACUCUCAACAGUUUAGUUUCCUAAACAAAGCAUUAAUUGCAUCAGACGGUUCAAAGGAAGAGGGAAAAGUUUGUAGUGUUGCUGAGGUUGAAGAAGCAAAGGCAGUCCUCAGGCUUGUUCCAAUAUGGGCUACGAGUUUAAUUUUCGCUAUUGUGUUUGCUCAAACUUCUACCUUUUUUACCAAACAAGGUGUUACAAUGGACAGGAAAAUUUUUCCGGGAUUUUAUGUACCUCCUGCGUCUCUUCAAUCCUUCAUCAGCCUCUCCAUUGUGCUUUUUCUUCCCAUUUAUGACCGCAUUAUUGUCCCCAUAGCAAGAUCUUUUACUGGUAAACCCUCUGGCAUAUCAAUGCUACAGAGAAUUGGAACUGGAAUGUUUCUUUCCGCAAUUUCUAUGGUAAUUGCAGCUUUUGUGGAGAUGAAAAGACUCAAAAUGGCUCGUGACCAUGGGCUGAUUGAUAUGCCAAAUGUGACAGUUCCAAUGAGCAUUUGGUGGUUAAUUCCUCAAUAUGGCGUGUUUGGAAUCGCUGAUGCCUUUACAAUGGUAGGUCUGCAAGAGUUUUUCUAUGAUCAAGUCCCAGAUGAAUUAAGAAGCGUAGGUCUUUCCUUCUAUCUAAGUAUUUUUGGGGUUGGGAGCUUUCUAAGUAGCUUUCUCAUAUCUGCUAUUCAAAAUGUAACAUCCAAACAUGGCCGUGAUAGCUGGUUUGCUAGUAAUCUUAAUCGGGCGCAUCUUGAUUAUUUCUAUGCACUUCUAGCUGCUCUCAGUGCGGUGGAGUUAUGUGCCUUCUGGUUCUUCUCAAAAUCUUAUGUUUACAAGAGAACAACCACAUAGAAGAAGCUGGAAAUCUGCAACCACCUUUACUUCCACUUUGUUUAAUAGCCAAUAAGAAUGUAAUCGGCUGACUAUUUUGCACGAGAAUAAAUCUAAUCCUUUUGUUGGAC